AUGACAGAGCUACAAAACAAAACCUUCACACUGAACACAGGUGCCAAAAUCCCAGCAAUUGGCUUUGGGACAUGGAAGGCCGGCCCAGGUGAGGCGGCUGCUGCUGUCAGAGCCGCCUUUGAAGCUGGUUAUAGGCAUUUUGUAUACGGCAAUGAAGCUGAAAUCGGCGAGAUAUUCAAGACAGCCCAGAUUCCCAGGGAGGACUACUUCGUGACUACCAAGCUUUGGUCCUCCGACCACCAUCGAAUCACCUCUGCCUUGCAAAAAUCCCUCGACGAUCUUGGACUUGACUACGUCGAUCUCUACCUGAUGCAUUGGCCAGUCACUCUCCCGACCGCAUCUCCAGAAACAUACGGCAAAGAAGACCGCACGGUACAUGACCCAGACUGGGAUUUCACUGAUACCUGGCGGGAGAUGGAAAAGCUUCUGGAUACAGGCAAGGUCCGAGCGAUUGGUGUGGCGAACUUUUCAACAGUGAAUCUUGAGAAGCUCCUGCAAACUUGCAACAUUCCACCCGCUGUCAACCAGACAGAAAUCCAGCCACUGCUCCCCCAGAAGCGAUUGAAUGCCCUCUGCACCCAGCAAGGCGUGCACCAAACGGCAUUUGGACCUCUUGGUGGAAGUGGUAGUACUUUGCAUGAGAACCCCAUUGUGAACGAGAUUGCGAACAAGAGAGGGUGCAGCUCCGGGAAUGUGUUACUCAGCUGGGGGGUGAGAAAGGGGCGGAGUGUCAUUCCGAAGAGUGUGAAUGUUGCUCGAAUUGAAGGAAACCUGAACAAAUGCUUUGUGAUGAGUGAUGAGGAAGUUGCGCAAAUUGAUGGAUUGGUAGAAACGCUUGGAGCCAAGCGAUUCAAUCGCCCUAACUGGGGCACUACUAUUUUCCAUGACGACGAGGCAGAGAAUGUGAAAUAA
Messenger RNA from Penicillium salamii, 912 nucleotides. The record is from the annotation of a GenBank genome assembly. NCBI's taxonomy places the organism in Eukaryota, Fungi, Ascomycota, Eurotiomycetes, Eurotiales, Aspergillaceae.